AUGAACUCGUCUGAUUCCAGCAGCAACCGGAUCGGCGCUAGAAGAUCCCGGGAUGGCUGUAAGACUUGCAAGAUCCGCAAGGUCAAAUGUGGCGAGGAGAAGCCAACAUGCCGUCGAUGUUCCAGCACGGGCCGUAGAUGUGAAUACGGAGACCUCCAGACGAGAGUCUUGUCUCCUGGCUUCCAUCGAUCGAUAACCCCGGCGAGUAAUUACACUGAGCGUCGCGCCUUUGAAUACUAUGUCCAACAUGCGUCGAAGAGACUCGCUGCCGGGAUGAACCUGGAAUUCUGGACGAAUGUGGCCCCACAGAUCUGCCGUACUGAGCCUGCCGUAUGGGAUGCCAUCAUCUCCAUCAGUGCUUUGUACGAGUACCCCGAUCAGUGCUUGGAUAUGCCGUUGGUAAACUUUCAGCCGCAGAAGAAGCGGCGACUGACGCAAGUUCAGCAAGAGGCUCUGCUUUGGUACUCCCGUUCGAUAUCCAGCCUACAAACCAAAAUCGUGCGCGGUACAGCUGAUGCAUAUAUCGCACUGAUCAGCUGCGUACUCUUUAUAUGUAUAGAGGCGAUUCAAGGCCGUCUGACUGAAGCCCUGCAACUUUACGAUCAAGGCGUGGGUCUGAUUGUGACCUUACAACAGCAGGCCACCGCUGGGACCCUCUCUACCCACAAGGCCUUGUCCUUGGAAAAGAUUCUCAUACCGCUUUUUCUCCGAUUGGGUGCGGUUUCAUUGACUAUACCAACGGUGCAAGUCAGCCAGAUAUUCGCCUUGGCUCAACGAAAUCGAGACUGCCCCGUUUCGUCUCUCGACGCAGCAGGGACUGCGAUCCAUGUACUAUUCGCCGAGACCACAGUCCUCGACAGAGAGGCAUUUCCAUUUCGCAGUGCGCCCGUCCGGGAUGGUAUCGUCGGGGCACAUCUGCUCGCUAAGCAGCAAUCCCUUCAAACACGACUUGAUCAAUGGCUCCAAGCAUACAAUCAUUCCCGUCAACGCUGUCCCCGAGCCGAAUCUCGGCUCCUCAUUUACUAUGUCGCUGCAUCACUAUACGUAUCUACGUGUCUGUCCCAGCGAGAAGAGAUCUACGACUCUUACAUGGCAGAGUUCGCCAGUAUUGUCGAAAAUGCAAGCCAAGCUCUUGUCCUGGAAGCUUCGACCAGCCCAGGCGGUGACGACCCGCCCUUCACCUUUGAGAUGGGGCUCGGUCUCCCAUUGUACCUGACUGCUCUCAAGUGUCGUGAUCCAUACCUGCGGCGGAAGGCCUUGGGGUUAUUGCGUCGAACGCCCCCGAUUCAAGCUUUUUUCAAGUUUGUUCCUGCCGCGUUCGUGGCAGAGACUUGCAUGUACUUGGAAGAACACUAUAACCAUUCGCAAUUGAUAUCGCAAGGUUCCACGACUUCGUCAUCUUCAGGCGUCUCAAUGACACACCCCCCGACACAUUUUCCGUCGAAACAAGAUUCUGCCACGCGUGGGACCCCUUCUCACAUCCCUGAAGAGGCUCGCAUAUGUUAUUGCAACAUCAUACCCGCUCCGAAUGUGGGCUCUUCCGCAAGAACUGGACAACCCACCGACGAUGCGCAUGGUUCCUCGGCGCCGACAUUGGAGAUCUUUCGCAACCGCUAUGAUGCAGAGAGCAAAACAUGGCGUCUGGUUUCUGAGCGUGUGUCGCUAUGA
Molecule: messenger RNA, 1668 nt
Organism: Penicillium diatomitis
Lineage: Eukaryota; Fungi; Ascomycota; Eurotiomycetes; Eurotiales; Aspergillaceae
Product: Zn(II)2Cys6 transcription factor
Exons: 2
Coding region: 1-1668 (555 amino acids)
Biological process (GO): regulation of DNA-templated transcription
Molecular function (GO): DNA-binding transcription factor activity, RNA polymerase II-specific; zinc ion binding
Source: RefSeq, a predicted model, not a curated record